Messenger RNA from Entrophospora sp. SA101, 788 nucleotides. The record is from the annotation of a GenBank genome assembly. NCBI's taxonomy places the organism in Eukaryota, Fungi, Glomeromycota, Glomeromycetes, Entrophosporales, Entrophosporaceae.
AGAAAAAUAGUACUAAACGAGAAGAUACUUAUGCUGUGGAUACAAUGGAUCAUGCUGAAGAAAGUCCAGGGCCACUACGACGUCAACUAGGAACAAAACGAAAAUCAUCACCGUUAUUUCAAUCACCUGAAAGAUCUAGUCGUGUCAAAGAUGGACCGACUAUAAGUGCAGAUCUAGUGGAUUAUCUAUACAAAAAAAAUGAAAAACAACUUAUGAUUGGGUCACAUUCACUGACACAAAAACAAAUGAAAGAUCUUGUUGAUAAGUUUACAUGGUUAUCGUCAGAUCAUAUCAAUGCAUAUUUUACAAUACUCAAUUCGGAAUAUGGAGAAUGUGUUUAUGCUUUCUCAACAUAUUUCUAUGCGAAGUUGAUGAAAGGUGACGAAUAUUCAUAUUCACGUGUUAUAAGAUGGACCAAGAAGAUUGAUAUUUUUAAAAAAAAACUUUUAUUUGUUCCAAUAAACAUCAAUGCAUCACAUUGGAUUCUUGCAGUUAUCAUUAUCAAAGAAAGAAAGAUCGAACUAUGGGAUUCUUUGGGAAUAGAAUGGACAGCUAAUAACAAGUUUUACAAAAAGACACCUCAGCUAGAUGAUCAUUCUUGUGGUGUGUUUGUGUGUAUGUUUGCUAAAUUAUUGUCAGCUGGUCUAAAUGAUGAUAAAGUUAUCAAGGAAGCAUUUGAUAUGGAAAAGAUUAAGAAUUUUAGAAUUUUAAUGGCAGAAGAAAUUUUAUAUAGUAGUAAACCAUUUACUGCUGCUAAAGAAUCCUUUGAUCAAGAAGAAAGUGAUUGA